AUGAAGCUAGCCGUCUGCCUCUCCCUCUGUUUGAUUGCGGUCGGUGACUUCGCUUUUGCCCGACCAGCGAACCUCCAUAUCAAAAGACAAAAGCAUGGCCGUGAUGGCCUUCCCUCCGUCGAGUCGUCCAGUCACCAGGUCCGCUCCGGUCCAGUCUGGAACGCACAUCUAGGGCGUCGGGAAGUACCACAGGAGCACUCGCAUGAAAAAUUCCUCACAACCGUCAAUCAGUUCUUGAAAACGGACAAUCCUGACGGAAUCGUUGACGCUGUCUUUGGCCUUCUGGGAAAUGCCGCCGCAGCUGCAGGACAAGGCCAAAUCUCCAACACGGAUUGUCUUCAACAGGCCACGGCUGAUCGUGCCUUUACCAACGCCAAAACCGCCGGCAGUGUGGAAGGCUUGACGGCUGCAUUGAUCUACCGAGCUCUCGAACGCAAUACUGGAGCCGUUGGACAGGCGUCGGUUGCGUGCACUGCCAUCCAAGCCGUCAAUCCGGAGAUCGCUGCCAUUUCUCAACACCAGGACCCGGCAUCCGCCAAUGCAGCUGCCACCAACAAGGCCAUUGUCCUAGAACUCGCUGUACAGAUCGCCAAUAUUGGCGGGAACCCUCUCGAUGCUCUGCAGUCCGGCACUUUUGCUCCCGGCCAGAUCGGCGACCCCACGGCAAAGGGGAAUAGCUGCGACGACCAAGGUGAUGCUGAAGGCUGCAUUUUCACUCAAAACCUCCUUGUGGAAGAUGCCACGGAGGACGAGAUCAACGCGGCAGUGGCUGCUUCUGCCACUGCUGCCCCGGGCGCUGCGGCUACGGCUACGGCUGCCACAUCGGCUGCCGCAUCGGCCGUGGCAGAAUGCACAGCGCCUCCUGCAGCAGAAUCCAGUGCGGCUGUGUCAUCUACUGUGUCCAGCGCGUCCGCCAGUACUACAGCGGCCGCGUCGACCACCUCGGCUGCCGUUUCGGGAUCGUCCAACUUGGAUCUGGGCUCAUGUCCGGACCCUACCAUCGUAUUCGCUGAUGGCUUUGACGGCCGCCAGGAGAAAUCCUUCGAGCCCAGCGACACCACGGCUUUUACACACGGCUCGGCGUUGAAUAUCAAGGUCAUCACUGACUUCAUAUGUCAACAACUCGAUGUCAAGUGCAAAGCUUCCCAAGAAGCCAUUGACGCGUGCAAUGCCGGCGCAACUGCGGCACAGGGCCAGACCGGUCAAGCAGCUGCUGACGCGUUUAAUAGCGCUCUAGGGUUCUAG
This is a messenger RNA of Capronia epimyces CBS 606.96, 1245 nucleotides long. RefSeq lists its product as uncharacterized. Lineage: Eukaryota; Fungi; Ascomycota; Eurotiomycetes; Chaetothyriales; Herpotrichiellaceae. The transcript is spliced from 2 exons. The coding region runs from base 1 to 1245 and encodes 414 amino acids. The record is from RefSeq and is a predicted model, not a curated record.